Messenger RNA from Daldinia loculata, 1676 nucleotides. RefSeq names its product mitochondrial carrier. The coding region runs from base 254 to 1177 and encodes 307 amino acids. The transcript is spliced from 4 exons. The record is from RefSeq and is a predicted model, not a curated record. Lineage: Eukaryota; Fungi; Ascomycota; Sordariomycetes; Xylariales; Hypoxylaceae.
UCUUCCCUCUUUAGCUUUUCUCCAAGGCACUUUCUCGUGUUUUCCCGCUAACGCCGAAAAGCGAAUUGACGUCGGAGAUCAGAACUUUAUAUUCUGGUUGCGCUCAAUUUGGUCGCCCGACCUUGCGGUAUAGGUAACAGAACCGUCGACCAUAUUUUCUUUUGGUAGAACAGAGCAGGCGUUACUUGGAGGGGCGACCGAGUCCCAAGGAACGACUGGCCCGGUGGUUGAGCGGACCGCUUGGAACGACGCCAUGGCGACUACUGCUGGGGCUUUCAUAGCAGGCGGUAUCGCCGCUUGUGGCGCCGUCACGGCCACACAUCCCUUCGAGACGGUUAAGAUUCGAAUGCAGCUCCAAGGCGAGCUCCAGACCAAGGGCCACCAGCCGCACCACUACCGCGGGCCUUUCCACGGCGUCGGCGUUAUCGUGCGGAACGAGGGCAUACGCGGCAUAUACCGCGGCAUCGGGUGCGCUUACAUCUACCAAGUUCUACUAAACGGGUGCCGGUUGGGGUUCUACGAUCCCAUGCGGACCCGGUUGGCCUCGCUACUGCUGCGCGACGGCGCGGCGCAGAACCUAGGGAUUAAUAUGCUCUGCGGCGCCAGCUCGGGCAUCAUCGGCGCGGCCGCCGGCAGUCCUUUCUUCCUCGUCAAGACGCGGCUCCAGAGCUACUCUCCCUUCCUGCCCGUCGGCACCCAGCACAACUACCGUAACGCCAUCGAUGGCCUCAGCCAGAUAUACCGCGCCGAGGGCUUCGGCGGCUUGUACCGCGGUGUCGGCGCUGCCAUGAUCCGCACGGGUUUCGGUAGCUCCGUCCAGCUGCCUACGUACUUCUUCGCCAAGAGGCGGCUCGUCAGACAUUUAGGUAUGGAGGAGGGCGCACCGCUGCACUUGGCUAGCAGUACGGUAUCUGGGUUUGUCGUGUGCUGCUUUAUGCACCCACCUGACACGAUUAUGUCGCGGCUGUACAACCAAAACGGCAACUUGUACAAGGGAGUGUUUGACUGCCUAGGCAAGACGAUCCGCACCGAGGGUUUCCUAGCUAUAUAUAAGGGCUUUCUACCACACUUGGCGCGCAUCCUACCUCAUACUAUAUUAACGCUGUCACUGGCCGAGCAGACGAAUAAGCUGAUGCGCAAACUCGAGGUCAAGAUAUUGCCGCCCCCGACGCUAUGAAAGGCCUGAAUGGGUCUAUAAGAGGCAUGGAUGCUGGACGACGUGACGUAAUUGGGGACGGUAGGGGGGAAGGGAGUCAGGCAAGCGGGCGGGCUAGCUUGAACAUGGUGUCGGUUAGGGAAGAUAUUAUCUAAAUAGAGGGGAGAUAUCCGGUAUAUGGUAUACAUUCACGGUAUUCAGGUACCACCACGUUCAUCAUAGAGAGAUGGGGUAGGUGGGUUAGGUAUACUUCUGGCCUAUAUUCAGGCGCCAUUUUUCUGUCCGGUUAGAGUCUUUGAGUUAGAUAUGGGACGGCGCCGUAGCUGGGACAAGUACGUCCGUUAGAUUUACUACUGGUAUUUUUCUACUGGAAGCGGAGUAUGUAGAAGAAAGAAAGAUUUUGUCAUUCAUAGGCUUGCUUUUAGCCACCGGUUUUUCUUAUUGCUUGUCAAGGUGAAGGCAGGGAAGUGCCGAGAUAUAUGGAGGUAAGCUAGCUAUAUUCUAUCCACGUAUAGACCGU